Molecule: messenger RNA, 1301 nt
Organism: Cheilinus undulatus (humphead wrasse)
Lineage: Eukaryota; Metazoa; Chordata; Actinopteri; Labriformes; Labridae
Gene: arg1
Product: arginase 1
Exons: 8
Coding region: 2-1036 (344 amino acids)
Cellular component (GO): cytoplasm; nucleus; cytosol
Molecular function (GO): arginase activity; manganese ion binding
Source: RefSeq, a predicted model, not a curated record
GAUGUCAGUCAUGAUGAGGAGCGCGAGGAGGCUGCGGCAGCUGGUCGGCGGCGCGAGGAGCCUUCAUCAGCACGCUCACGGCCAGAGGACCGUGGGGGUCAUCGGGGCCCCUUUCUGCAAGGGACAGCCCCGCGGAGGAGUGGAGAAAGGACCUGACCUGAUCCGAGCUGCAGGACUCAUCAGCAGGCUGCAAGAGCAAGGUGUUGCAGUGAAGGAUUAUGGGAACCUGAAAUUUGAUGAUGUUGUGGACCCCGAGCCGAUUGGGAUGCUGAAAAACGUGCUGGCGGUGGGCAGCGCCAACCAGAGGCUGUCGGAGGCGGUGCAGGAGGUGAAGAAGGAGGGGAAGACGGCCGUGAUGCUGGGAGGAGACCACAGUCUGGCCAUCGGCUCCAUCCACGGUCACUCUGCAGCCGUCGGCGAUCUGAGCGUGGUUUGGGUCGACGCCCACUCCGAUAUCAACACGCCGCUGACCACAACGACAGGAAACCUGCACGGACAGCCCGUCUCCUUCCUGCUGUACGAGCUGCUCUCUAAGGUUCCCACUCUGCCAAACUUCUCGUGGCUCAAACCGUGCGUGUCAGCCAGGGAUCUGGUCUACAUCGGACUGAGAGACAUCGACCCUGGAGAGCACUACAUCCUGAAGGAGCUUGGAGUGAAGAUGUACUCCAUGACUGAGGUGGACCAGCUGGGUGUGGAGAGAGUGAUGGAGGAGACAUGUGACUACAUCGCUGCCAGAGGGAAUAAACCGAUCCAUCUGAGCUACGACGUGGAUGCCAUUGACCCUUCCAAGACCCCGGCAACCGGGACACCAGUAGUGGGCGGGCUGAGCUACAGAGAGGGCGUCUACAUCACAGAAUACCUCUGUGAGACGGGUCUCCUGUCUGCCGUGGAUCUGGUGGAAGUGAAUCCUCUGCUGGGUAAGACACAGGAGGACGUUCAGUCCACCGUCAGCACGGCGGUUGACCUGCUGCUUGGCUGUUUUGGACGCCGCCGUGAGGGAAACCACCCUCUGGGGUAUGUGCUACCUGAGCCAUAACGGGGAAGAUGCUCUCCUCUCCUACUGCACUGAAGGACAACUGCAAAAUCAUGGACUAAAAUACCCAGAAUGCCUCUGGCCUGCUGACAAACCUCUGCACUGCCUAUGUAUGACUAAUGCAACGCUUUGACCAAAGAUAAAAUCCACCUGCUUCUCAGGAAAAAGACACAGAUCAAGACAAAAGGAAAAGAAGAUUUACUGAUGUAUCUGCUGCAUUAAAUAUUUAUUGACAGUUUAAAAUGUGCUUGAAAAAAAAUAAAAAUUU